Messenger RNA from Momordica charantia (bitter melon), 1191 nucleotides. RefSeq names its product ras-related protein RABA4d. The record is from RefSeq and is a predicted model, not a curated record. Lineage: Eukaryota; Viridiplantae; Streptophyta; Magnoliopsida; Cucurbitales; Cucurbitaceae. Gene Ontology annotation, molecular function: GTPase activity; GTP binding.
CCUCCAUCUCUAUUCCUUCCCUUCCUUCUUCCUGUUUCAAUUCCCCGCUUUCCCUAGCUUUCCCCAGCUUUCCAAAAUCCCUCACUAUUUCUCUGAAAUUCCCCUUCAAACCCCACCUCUGAUUUUCAAUUCCCAAUUCCUCUUUCGAUUCGAGUCGAGGGAAUGAUUGAUUCUUCUUCAGCUCCGUGUAAUUGGAUUUAGUGUCUCCCACGCGCUAUGAUCGGGAGACGGGCAAUUUUCUUUUGAGUUGUGAUGCUGUUGUGCGUCUAAUCUGCGCAUUUUACAGGGUGGGUUUGAAGUGAAUUUUGGAGAGGAUGUCGAAUCUGUAUGGGGAUUACAAUCAGAAGAUUGAUUACGUCUUCAAAGUUGUGUUGAUCGGAGAUUCGGCCGUCGGCAAAACCCAACUCCUUGCGCGAUUUUCCCGGAAUGAAUUUAGCCUUGAUUCCAAAGCUACUAUUGGAGUCGAGUUUCAGACUAAAACUCUCGUCAUUGAUCAGAAAACAGUGAAAGCCCAGAUAUGGGACACUGCUGGACAAGAAAGGUACAGAGCAGUGACGAGUGCAUACUACAGAGGUGCAGUGGGAGCAAUGCUAGUUUACGAUAUGACAAAGCGCCAGUCGUUCGACCACAUGGCAAGGUGGCUGGAGGAACUAAGGGGACAUGCUGACAAGAACAUCGUUAUAAUGCUCAUCGGAAACAAGUGCGACUUGGGGAGCCUCCGAGCGGUACCAACAGAAGAUGCACAGGAGUUUGCUGAAAGAGAGAACCUGUUCUUCAUGGAGACAUCGGCUCUGGAGUCGACGAACGUGGAAACUGCAUUCUUCACGAUUCUAACAGAGAUUUAUAGGAUAAUCAGCAAGAAGACUCUCGCAGCUGGGGAAGAGAUAGAUAUUGGAGGGCCAGGGCAUUUUAAAGGGACCAAUAUAGUUGUUCCUGGACAGGACUCAGAUUCUGGGAGAAAAGGGUGUUGCUUUGCCUCAUGAAAAGUUUCACAUAAUUCCAUAAUCAUUUGAAAUUGGGACCUUGCUUUUCUAUUCCACUUGGAUUUAUACUAAGAAAAAUUCAUGUAUGUUGUAGAAAAUACUGGCUUGAUCGAUCACACCAUGGAUGGAACAUGAAAGAUUAGUUAACCUUAACCCUCCCUCUAUCUCUCUCUCUCCUUCAAGAAUAAAAUUUCAAACGUUUCAACAA